AUCGUCGUUAGAGCCUGUUGUCUUCAGCCACGUGAAAAUUAAUCUGUCUUCGAUUAUUUUAUUGGUUUGUCACCAGAAGACAGGAAUUCUUAACACGCUAACCGUUAGCAGUGAGAAGAAGUCCGGACAGCGUCAUUGAGGCCUUGACUACUACAGAAGCCACACUUACAUUUGACCUCAAGGACUACAGCAAGUCAAACAUUACAGAAAAUGCACCCGUUCAGUGAAGCUCCUCCUACAACAAUCCACCAAUAAAUGCUGGAGUCAAACACACAGAGAAAUCACUCCAUGUGUGACAACUGAAAUCUUCAUGACAUAAUGUUGAUGCUGGUGAAAGAGGAGCUUGAGAAGAUGACAGAUCCACAACCAUGCAGAAUAAAGGAUGAAGAUACUGAGGAACAAAUAGAUAUGAUGGGAAUAAACACGGAUCAUCUACUUGAACUGAAUGAAGUGGAUGAGAAACAUCAGAUUGUAAAAAUAAACCAUAAUGUUUCACAGAAAGAAACUCUGAAGACAGAAGACAUAAAGUGUGAAAAUAGUUUCAGAGAAGAUGAACGCCCUGCAGAUCACAAGAGGACUCAGAGUGAGGAGAAACCUUUCACAUGUCAACAGUGUGGAAAGAGUUUCAAAAGAAAUGCUCACCUUGAAGCACACAUGAGGUUUCACACCGAAAAGAAAAGACACCCAUGCCAUCAGUGUGGAAAGAGUUUUAAAACUGCAGGUAACCUUAAGGUACACAUGAGGUCUCACACUGGAGAGAAACCUUACACUUGUCAACAAUGUGGAAAGAGUUUCUCUAUUGAAAGUAACCUUAAGAUACACACAAGGAUUCACACUGGAGAGAAACCUUUCACAUGCCAUGAGUGUGAAAAGAGUUUCAGAAUUAAAUCUAGCCUUAUAGCACACAUGAAAAUUCACAAAGGAGUGAAACCUCACGUGUGUUUUCAGUGUGGAAAGAGUUUCGGAGAUAAACGUGGACUUGAGACUCACAUGAGAAUUCACACUGGGGAGAAACCUUUCAUAUGUUUUCAGUGUGGAAAGAGUUUCGGAGAUAAACGUGGACUUGAGACUCACAUGAGAAUUCACACUGGGGAGAAACCUUUCAUAUGUUUUCAGUGUGGAAAGAGUUUCGGAGAUAAACGUGGACUUGAGACUCACAUGAGAAUUCACACUGGGGAGAAACCUUUCAUAUGUUUUCAGUGUGGAAAGAGUUUCGGAGAUAAACGUGGACUUGAGACUCACAUGAGAAUUCACACUGGGGAGAAACCUUUCAUAUGUUUUCAGUGUGGAAAGAGUUUCUCUGUUGAAAGGAACCUUAAGAUGCAUGCAAGAAUUCACACUGGAGAGAAACCAUUUGUGUGCCAUGAGUGUGGAAAGAGUUUCACCUUUCAAUCGAGCCUUAUCCGGCACAAGACAAUUCACACACGAGAGAAACCAUUUGUGUGCCAUGAGUGUGGAAAGAGUUUCACCUUUCAACCGAGCCUUAUCCGGCACAUGACAAUUCACACAGGAGAGAAACCGUUCAUUUGUCAUCAGUGUGGAAAGAGUUUUACAAUUAAAGCUCACCUUGAUGCACACAUGAGAAUUCACACUGGAGAGAAACCAUACGUGUGUCAACAGUGUGGAACGAGUUUCAGGACAAAACCAAACCUUAAUGUACAUUUGAUCACUCACACUAAAGACAAACCGUUCACAUGCCAUGAGUGUAAACAGAGUUUCAAAACAAAAUCAAACCUUAACAAACACAUGCGAAUCCACACUCAAUAGAAACCAUUCAUGUGUCAACAGUGUGGAUAUGGCAACAAAGUUUAGAAUCAGCUGAGGUCUUAUUAAUAAAACUGUCUGAAGGAUCUUUACUAAAAGUCUACAUGCACACAAAAUGGCGUACGGCAAAAAAGAUUCAGGCCAUUUCUCUAUAGUUCUUCUUGUCUGUUCUUGUGAAACGUAAUCAGUCGUGACCCAAGUACUGUUCCAAUUCCAAGUUCACAUCAAGCCAAGUUCACAUAACAUCUCAGGAUGUGUUCUUGAUCCGCUCAUUUUAUCAAGGAUGCAUUAGGAGGUGAUUUGUGUGGACUUAUGAUAGACAAGUUUCCCAGAAUGCCUUUCACGUCAACGACAUUAAAGCUUAAUACCUGCAAAAUAUUCAAAAUGUUACUCUCUCUGCUCUGCCCUUCAUUUGUCUGAUGGUCAAACAUGAAAUAUUCCCUUUGGAUAUAUAUAACUGGCUUUUUUGUCCCCUCGGUUCUAUUCCUCUUUUUAUUCAUAUGAAGUCUGUUAUUUGUUAUUAUUGUAUUUACUGAUGUUAAAGUUAAGUGUCAUAACUUGAAUCACAUAUAUUUUCUAUAAAAUCUUAACACUGAAUCACUGCCUUUGUACUUCAAAUACAGAAGAACAGUGCAAUAAAUUCAUGGAUUUUUUUCACAUCAAAAUUGCAAAUAUUCGCUCUGCCCUUUCUGGACCUCCCACCUUAACUGUUCCUCUAACGUUCAUUGUCUCCCAACCACUAAAUUGCUUUCCCAAGGUCUCAUCAGAAGAGGUGAAGAACAUCAUUAUGAAGAUUAAAUCCUCCACCUGUCCCCUGGACCCACUCCCAACCUCCCUGGUGAAAACCCAUAUCACUGUCCUAACCCCUCUGAUCACCGCUGUUAUAUAUAAUUCCCUUCAAACUGGACACAUUCCCCCUGCCUUAAAAAUGCCAUAAUUAGACCAUUGCUCAAAAAACCCACUCUUGAUCCAGAUAUUCUAUGUAACUACAGGCCCAUCUCAAAUCUACCCUUUCUUAUCGAAAGUACUUGAGAAAGUAGUUGCCACCCACCUUCAGGAUCACCUCAAACAUAAUAACCUCUUUGAAAAAUUCCAGUCCGGUUUUCGCUCCACCCACAGCACAGAGACUGCCCUUGUCAGGGUCACAAACGACCUCCUCAUGUCAUCUGAUGGCGGCUCUCCCUCCCUCCUCAUCCUCCUGGACCUUUCUGCUGCAUUCGAUACUGUCGACCAUGAUAUCCUUUUGAACCGGCUCCGCUGCACCACUGGACUCAAUGACACUGCUCUCAGUUGGUUCAAAUCAUACCUCACAAACCGGACAGAAUGCAUCUCUCUGGGUCACUCCAAAUCAAAACCACAUACAGUCACCUGCGGGGUCCCCCAGGGGUCAGUUCUUGGCCCCAUCCUUUUCAUCCUCUACCUCACCCCCCAUGACCAUAUCAUUAGCCGUCACAAAAUUUCACUGCUGUGCUGAUAUAAAUGCCACAGCUGCAACCCCAUCCUCACAGUCAUCCCCAUCAAAACUCACCAUCUGUCUGGAGGAGAUAAAGGUAUGGAUGGAGCAUAAUUUCUAACAACAAAACAGCUCCAAAACCGAAGCCACCCUGAUCGGCACUCCUCACCAGACCAAAUCCUCAUCCAUAACCAGCAUCACCUUUCCUGGCUCCAACAUCCCCCUAUCAUCAACAGUCACAAAUCUUGGUGUAGAAAUGGACUCCCACCUCUCAUUUAAAGCCCAUAUAUAUCACCUCUGCAAGACGACCUUCUACCACCUCCGCAACAUUUCCAAACUCCACCCCAUUCUCUCCCUCUCAGAUGCCAAAAAGCUGGUUUGUGCUUUUAUCUCCAGCAGAUUGGACUACUGUAACGCACUUCUCAUUGGGAACCUCUCCAAGAAUCUGCAGAGGCCUCAGUACAUCCAAACUCUGCAGCUAGGAUCCUGAUGAGAGUGCGGAAACAUGAGCAUAUUCCUCCCAUUCUCCAGUCACUCCACUGGCUUCUCGUCUCCUUCAGGAUUGAGUACAAGGUUUCCCUCCUCACACACCAAUGCGUUCCCUCCCCUUCACUCACUCUAACCUCCUUCACAUACCCAGAACUAGACUCUGGACUAUGGGAGAGAGGGCUUUCUGUGCUGCUGCCCCACAUCUAUGGAAUGCCCUCCCUGACAAUCCACUGACGGUUUUAAAAAAGGUCUUAAAGGUCACAUUUUUUUUAGCUUUCUGGAGUUUUAUUUUAGGUUAUGAUGUCCUUAAGAAUAUAUAUUUGCUGUUUAAGUACCAAGAACAAUCUCUAUAUAUUUUUUACAGCUCCUCUUUCAGGAGCUCUGCUAAAAACAGAUCAUUUUGGCCUGUAAUAAGUAAAAUUCAUGAGCCUUUCUUCUGAUAGGCCUGUUUUUAUGAGUGAAAUAAGCAGUUGAAAUAAAGUUACCCAUGAAAAAAAACUAAGUGUUAGUUUCUGGACACUAAAUGUUAGGUUAGUAAACCAACAGUUACAGAGACUAAGAGAUUUUAACCUUACCAUGUUUAACUCAAUAAACGAACAGACACCAACAGGGCUUGUGUCUGUAACUUAAGAAUACAAACAACGUCUGAUUUCCAACAGAUAUUCUAUCAAAACCGGUGUCUACCAAAGACUUUAAUGUUACAAAACAACACGUAAGCAUGGCAUAACUGUUUACAAUAUAUAAUUUCAGUUUUCUCUGGCUCCAUAAUGUAACUUAAAAGUUAGGACUGCUAAUAAAUCGAAUGCGAUUGUCUUGUGCUCCUCGUCAGUAAAGUCGCUUCAUUGAUUAGUAGUAAAUAGGGGUGCGCCGAAAAUUUCGGCCGAAAAUGGCAUUAUCUAGCCUGACGUUGUCAUACUCAAUUCUAGUCAGAAUUUGAGUAUGAUACCGCUCCAUUGAACUAUAAUUAUGAGGCGUGUCUCAACCGAAAAAUGCCUCUGCACUCAAUUGGAUAGACCUACGACCAAUCAGAGCAACGGGGUGUGAGACGUAUGUUGAAAUGACGUAUUUGCAGCUUGACCGAACUGCUAGUUAUUUUCGCUACAAUGACACACACACAAGAAGUCUGAGUUAGCGAACGUACAUCAACACCUACUAUGUUUACAACAUUUCAUUUAUAUCACAUUAAGUCAUACAGUAAGACUAUCUCUUACCAUUUGUACAUUAGUUGAACUUCAUCCACGGCGAUACCCAUUACGUUUGCUUGAAAAAUAUCGGAGCCUAGCAUGUCCCUCCACAAUACCGGGCUUCCGAAAAGAAGCUGGCAACGACCGCUAACUAUAUCCAUCUCGUCGUGCACACCAAGUUGCAUCGCCGUGAUACCCAUUUCAGUUGCUUCUUUAACUUGAUCCUUCAUAAGCGCGACAACUUUUGUCGAAUCCCGUAGGACGGCAAAAACAUCAACAAAUGCCUUGCUCGCGUUUCUCUGUUCCUCUUUUAAAAUCAAUGUUCUGUCGAUAUCUUUUAGAACAGACUCAAUGUCAGAGUCCACACAUCUGAUUUCUACCGCAGCAGCCAUUUCGUUGUAAACAACAGAUUCAACACACGCGCUCUUUGGUGACGUGGUUGAUUUAUGUUACUGAUCAUCUGUCCAUCAUCGUAUAAAGCCCACCCUGACAAUUUGAUUGGUCGACCAGCUUUGGGUCGAGCAUAGUAGCUCCUCAACGGUGAAACCCCAGACUGAUCUUCCCGUUCCUCAAAAUGUUGUGGGCGGGGCUAAGAUCGGCUGGCACCCAGGCUAGGCAUUAUCCGUUUCGGGCCAAAAUAAAAAAAUCCAGCCGAAAAUGUAAACCAAAAAUGAAUGUUAACCACGCCCCUCCCAUCUGUGCGCUAGCGUUUGGGUUUCAAUCACGGUGAUCAGUCGUCUCCCACCCCUCCUCCUCGUGCUCAAGCAGGUUUCACUCACAGUUGAGCUGUUUGUACAUGUCUGCAAAGAUUAAGCUUGUCUUGAUGUGUAAACUAGAGAGAGUCGCGCUAAUGUGUCUCAUACUGUAAUCCAUUAACAUACAUUUGGCGAAUAAAGCAACGAAACACAACGUAACGUUUUUAUGUAACGGUUUCGGACAAGAAUUUUCAUUUCGGUGCAUCCCUAGUAGUAAAUUACCAUCAGCUGCUUUCGGUAGCGGCAACCGGUUCUGAGAGCAGGUGAUGCCGCUUUACUACUAACAACGAGAUGCGUGUGGCAAUCGCGUGCAAGUUAUCGUGCAGCCCUGCUUAAUAUGUGUUUACUUGCGGGUUGUGGAUUUAAGGUCAGAUUCAACAAAGUACGGACUGCAACAUCUUUCCUGGAGAAACCAGCAUUGAACUGCCACACUGAAGCAGUCACUUGUGAAAUGUUUAGAGCAGACGGCUAAAGUCGAACUAGUUGAGGAAUUUCUAAUUAAAUGAAUAUUAGCCGUUCUCGUAUAUUAAUGUUUUUCAGAAGCCUUUGCAAUGAUUUAGUUUCCUGGCAUCCAACAAUUAAACAGCAUUUUCUCACGUGGUGUGAUAUUCCUUAAGAGUUUGUUUAGCAACAAGGGGGUGGGGCGGUGACGGUGUACAGUGCUCGGGGUGGAGACUGAAGGCGACGACUGUCUCUCGGUGACGUAGCAACUUCACGGAAGUACAAACGAACCGUUUUAACUCACAGCUACUUUAAGCAGGCUGUGUGAAUUUGACUCAUAAAUGACUGUUUUGAAACUUAUAUGGUACUUACAUAGCCCCUAGACCUCAGUUAUCAUGAAAAAAAGCCACAAAAUUUAGUUUUGGCCAUAUGUGACCUUUAAGACAUUUCUUUUUAGCAAAGCUUUUAGUUUCUUUAGAUGUGUUUUCUAAACGUCACUUUUUUCCUUUUUUUUAAACUGUUCAUCUCAUUUUUAUUGUUUUUAACCUGUAGCAUUUUGAGAUGUGAUGAAAAGUGCAUUAUAAAUAAAAUGUAUUAUUUUUUCUUGCCA
Misgurnus anguillicaudatus (oriental weatherfish) is the source of this 6696-nucleotide messenger RNA. NCBI's taxonomy places the organism in Eukaryota, Metazoa, Chordata, Actinopteri, Cypriniformes, Cobitidae. The record is from RefSeq and is a predicted model, not a curated record.